This is a messenger RNA of Cucumis sativus (cucumber), 1014 nucleotides long. RefSeq names its product bax inhibitor 1. NCBI's taxonomy places the organism in Eukaryota, Viridiplantae, Streptophyta, Magnoliopsida, Cucurbitales, Cucurbitaceae. The record is from RefSeq and is a predicted model, not a curated record. The transcript has 6 exons. The coding region runs from base 77 to 826 and encodes 249 amino acids. Gene Ontology annotation, cellular component: membrane.
UGAAAUUCGAAUUUUGUUUACUUCGGUUCCUUCUCAUCCUUCACGCCUCCUCUCUAUCUCUUCAAACCAAAUCGGAAUGGAUGCCUUUUCAUCUUUCUUCGAUUCUCAACAACCUUCUACAAACCCUUGGACCUACGAUUCUCUCAAGAAUUUCCGGCAGAUUUCCCCCGUCGUUCAAUCUCAUCUCCACCAGGUUUACCUUACUCUGGGUUGUGCUUUGGUUGCAUCUGCUGCUGGAGCUUAUCUCCAUAUUCUGUGGAACAUUGGCGGAAUCCUCACUGCACUUGCUGGUAUUGGAUGCAUCACAUGGCUAAUGGCCACUCCUCCUUAUGAAGAGAGAAAGAGGCUUUCUAUGUUAAUGGCGGCUGCUCUUCUUGAAGGAGCAUCAAUUGGUCCUUUGAUUGGGUUGGCUAUCGAGAUUGAUCCAAGUGUUCUGGUCAGUGCCUUUGUGGGAACUGCUGUGGCUUUUGGUUGUUUCUCUGCAGCAGCCAUGUUGGCAAGACGUAGAGAAUUCCUUUACCUGGGUGGCUUACUUUCUUCUGGGAUAUCCAUGUUACUCUGGUUGCAUUUCGCUUCAUCUAUAUUCGGUGGUUCUACUGCUCUUUUCAAGUUUGAGUUGUACUUUGGGCUAUUGCUGUUUGUGGGCUACAUGGUAGUUGAUACUCAAGAAAUAAUCGAGAGGGCUCAUCUUGGUGAUAUGGACUAUGUGAAGCAUGCCCUGACUCUUUUCACUGAUUUCGUUGGUGUUUUCGUCCGACUUCUCAUUAUUAUGGUAAGGAACUCGGUAGAGAAGAAUGAGGAGAAAAAGAAGAAGAGGAGGGACUAAAUGCAUGGAUUCAAGUCUCUUUUUGAAUGAAGCAAGUGAACUUUUAAAACCCUUUGUCGUCCUGUAUAUGUGUAAAUUAUUAUGGUGAAGUUGUGUUGUAAUUUUCUUCGUUUCUUGUGAGCCUUUUUGGGGGCUAAAGCAGAAACUAAUAAAAUGAAAUCACACGGAGUUCAGAUUUUCUUUGAAAA